This is a messenger RNA of Vigna unguiculata (cowpea), 3817 nucleotides long. RefSeq names its product two-component response regulator-like APRR9. Gene Ontology annotation, biological process: phosphorelay signal transduction system; cytokinin-activated signaling pathway. The record is from RefSeq and is a predicted model, not a curated record. Lineage: Eukaryota; Viridiplantae; Streptophyta; Magnoliopsida; Fabales; Fabaceae. Gene Ontology annotation, molecular function: protein binding.
CGCGGUUGUGAAGCAAAGUAUUGAAGGCGGUUUGAAAAUUCUGAAAUUCUCUUUCUCUCUCUCUCUCCGCCUCCACUCAAUUUAGCAGACUUUUAAGAUAUUUUCACUGCUGAACUUAAGACUCAGCAUGAGGUGUCUUCUUCUUCUUCUUCUUACUUUUCUCGCGUGCAAUUAGGGUUUUGGUGUGGUGUUUUUGAUUAAUGCAGCAGAAGCAAAUUGCUUGAGAAUGAGUGAAGUGGUUGCGGGUGGAAAGGGUGUGAUGCAGACUCAGGAGGAACAGAGCAACAAUGCCUCCAUGGUUCGGUGGGAACGUUUUCUGCCUCGGAUGGUGCUCCGGGUGUUGCUUGUGGAAGCUGAUGAUUCCACUCGACAGAUCAUUGCUGCACUUCUCCGUAAAUGCAGUUACAAAGUUGCCACAGUUUGUGACGGCCUAAAGGCAUGGGAGACAUUGAAGAACAAAGCAUCUGACAUAGAUCUCAUAUUAACUGAAGUGGAUUUGCCAUCAAUAUCUGGAUUUUCACUUCUUAGUUUAAUCAUGGAGCAUGACGUUUGCAAAAACAUUCCCGUCAUAAUGAUGUCUUCUCACGAUUCAGUUAGCAUGGUGUUCAGAUGCAUGUUAAAAGGUGCAGUUGAUUUUCUUAUAAAACCUGUUCGCAAGAAUGAGCUAAGAAACUUGUGGCAGCAUGUGUGGAGAAGGCAUGUCAUUGAACUUGGUUUUGCUGCAGAAAAUCAUGCUGCUAGCAAUGAUUCUAGCGGUUCUGUGGCUUCUACACCAAAAAAUAAUGAAUGCAGCGAGAAAACAAGUGAGGUUCAAGAUAUUUCACAGCUGAAGAGUUCUUCAAAUCUGAGCGAUAUUGGCACAAUUAAGCAUGAAAACUCUACAAAAUGUGAAAGGGAAUCAGAUAAACAUAAUGACAAAGCUGGAGCCAAAUCAAUAUUUAUAUCAGAAGAUGAAGUGUGCAACAAAACUUUUAAACCAACAGGCUUAAGGCCAGGUCAAGGAUAUGAUUUCGGUGAAAUGAGAAAUCAAGAUGAAGUUCUAAGAAUAGAGUUGACCAAAACCAAUCCUGAGAUUAAUGCCGAUAUUCAUGGAUGCAGUGAUGAAUUGGAAAGUCCGUCUACUGGGGCCAUUGACUUGAUUGGUACAUUCAAGACACUCCCAAAGAGCACUGAUGAAAAAUGUUGUUUCAGUAGUGGUAACGUUUCCAAGUUUGACUUUGAUACACAAUUGGAACUUUCGAUAAGAUAUUUUCCUGGAGGCUCAUACAAAGCUGUAGUUGAGGAAAGGCAAAUAUGGAACCAUUCAAAUGCUUCUGCCUUUUCUAGGUAUGGUAGUAGUAAAUUGUUGCAGCCCUUUUGUCCAACACCAUCAACUAUCUCUGCACAAUUAACAAACGUUAGUCAUGAUUCUCAGAAAUCCCGUGAGUUAUUUGAAAACGCAUCUACUUCUCAUCAAUAUGGUGCAAAAGAUCAAAUUAAGGAGAAAAUCACCACUCCGGAUAUUGGUCAAUCUGGACAAGUUGAUCCAAAAUUACCGAACAGUCAACUUGGAUUCUUUCCUGCUACAGGGGUUACUUAUGAUCAUCACAAGUCAACUGGAAAUGAAAAUGUCUUCCCCUCUAUGCUUUAUUCUGAAUCAGGUGUCCAUCCCAUAUGGGCUCCAAAAUCAGUGUUCCAGAAAGAGAGUUCUCCGCUUCCCACUAGUACUUCCUCCCAGUCUAAGCCUCAAAGUCGCAACUCAAAACAUCGUCACUGCUCUGACGAUGCAACCCAUGCUUCUGAUAAAAAUGUAAAUGACCAAAGCCAUUUAGAUUUUGAGACAGGGGACUCUCCUGCUGCUAGUCAGACUGCUGAUACCGCUCUUUACCAUGAUACAACAAAUCAUAAUUGUAGUGGUGUAUACAGAAGCAUUGGCUGCACAAGUGAUGGAAAUGCUACUUCAGCUAAGGUAACCCAGGACAACCACGAAAGUUUCAUUGAUAUCGGUCACCUCAGUCAUGAUGGAUUCAUAGGGACAGAUUCUCAUCGCACCAGCCAGCGAGAAGCAGCUCUAACAAAGUUUCGACUUAAGCGGAAAGACAGAUGCUAUGAGAAAAAGGUCCGAUAUCAAAGCCGGAAGAGAUUGGCAGAGCAGCGCCCUCGGGUGAAAGGACAAUUUGUUCGCCAAGUAGACAGUGGUCUUCCGGUAUCAGAUCUGGGUGGUGAUUCCUGAAAUUAUUUUCUUAUGGCUUCUUGAAAUUACCUUCAUCACUGAAUUAAAAUUUAACUUCCAGAACUGAUUUGCCUCUCUCGACAAGGAUUAACUAUAGGUAUAGUGUGUCUGGUGAAACAUGUUUCCUUUUAGCGCUGUUAGUAUUUUCUUAUGAGUGGUCAUCUUGGUUGUCUUUUAGAAUGUAGGAUUGUAAUUAUUUAGUAGGAUUGAUUUGAAAUUUUGAUUUUACCUCGUGUAUAUGUUUCUCUAUUGAAUGCUAGUAUAGGGUUAUUCGUUAUAUAGGCAGUGGUAUGCUUUCAUCUUAAAGGAUUGAAAUAAGAUGUAAAAUGGAGUUAUAUUUUAUAUGGAUUGUAAUCUUUUAAUAUUUCCAUUGAUCAUUUGAGCCCCCUUUAAGAGUACUAGAGUCUUGGUUGCACAAUCAAGCUAAGCUAGUCAGCGUAGGUACAUUGGUAAUUUGCUUGAAAUUUCUGUAAUCACUGAACAUUGGUAAAAGCACUUGGACCCCACUGUUCAUGUAUUUCAUUUUUCUUUUCCUAAUUCUUGCUAAUAUAUUAUUUUCAGAUUCUAUUUUUAUGUUUUUAACUAAUGCGAAAUUUAAUGUCUAAUACUACUAGACUUCAUGCUUAGAUAAAAAUAUAGCAAACGAUUUUCUUAAACAGAGUUAAUGAUAGAUUUUAAUGUUUUCUUAUAAUUUGGAUAAAUCAGUUUUGAAGGUCUUAAUUAGGGCAGCGAAAGCAUAAAUAGUGAUAACAGGUGUGAUGUGUAUAAAUUGUAUGCGACGCGUGCAUGCCAGAUGUGGGAAACACACCACAUGAUGUUGAGUUUGCUGUAGGAUCUUGAGAGGUAUGGUCCAAACGGAACCAAACGUGUGUAUAGCUGAAGAGAAAACACAUAAGUGUUUGAUAUCUCAUCUCUCUUUCAUUGCAUGCAGAAACUGUUCAUUUUUUAAGUCUAAGUUUAUCCAUAUGUCGGCGAAAGGAGUCAAAUUGAGGCACAUCUCCUUUAGCUCGUCUUUCGGUUCCCUCUCCUCCUCUACUUUUGUUCUCUUUUGGUGCUUCAUUUAUUUUCCAGAGCAAAAACCAGACCCCAUGAAAAAGAAGUUAUUCUUUUUGUUUUUUUUAACAUAAGCUUGCAUCAGAAAGCAGUGAACUUUGUUGGUUCCACAUUUGAUUUUCAAUAUAGGUUUGACUAUUAGCAUACACUGACAUAAGCACAGUUUCCUUUUAUUGAAUCAGAAAAUUUACAACAAUUCAUUCAUUCUGUUAAAUCACUGUGAUGUCAAAUUAAAUAAGAUCAAGAUCUACAGGCUUACUUUUCUUUACUAACUAAUUUCUACCAAAAAACUUGGAAUGUUCCCAAUUCUCAUUGGAUUAAUUUUAUAAAGCAAUUAAUUAGUUAACUCAUUGUUUUUAUUCACUCAUCUUCAUAUGACAGUUAAAGCAAAUGCAAUUAGAAGUGAAACGAGAGAGAAAAACACACAUAAAUAGCUAGGAGUCUGAGUGGGGAAAGUAAAAGACAUUGCCUGCAAAAGAAGUGAUGAGUAAUCAGAAUCAAAAUGUACAGAGUUAUAUUCUUAGCAAGAGAUAGGCAAAGAAAAGUGAAAGG